UUGUAGAAAAAUGGAGGAUCGAAAGCAGACAAGCUUCACGUUUGAGAUAGAUAACUUCUGGGACAAGGAAGCUUUGAUACGUUCACCAAAUUUCUUUAGUGGAGGCUGCCAAUGGUUUGUUGAUGUUUAUCCCAGAGGAUGCGGUAUUGAAGAUCACUUGUCUACGUUCCUCUGUGUUGCAAAUCCUGAAUCAUUGCUACUUGAAUGGAAAAGAAGAGCUAUUCUUUCAUUAAUUCUAUUAAACGUAUCCGGCAAAAGACUCUACAGAACAUAUAGAGAUGGACCACCGUGCAAAACUUUCUGCGCUCAGUUUCCAGCAUGGGGUUGGGCAGAUGCCAUGCCUCUUGAAAUGCUUCAGGAAAAUGGGUUUAUGGAGAAGAACAAACUGAUAGUCCAAGUCAACGUACAAGUAGUUGAAGUUGUUGAUGAAGCAGAAGUUACUGGGAAGGAGACAUUAGAUGUCAAUGGUUUCCAAGUUCUUUAUAGUGAGGUUGGUCAAGUGACUACUAUUUUCGCGAAGCACCCGGACGUUGCCUUAAAUUUCAUACCAAAGAGCCAAUUGGUGAAGACAGUAUACAUGAAACUCCUCAUGUUUCUCAUUGAGAAACUGAACAAGCCUCCACGUAGCUUCAUCAAGAAUGAAUUAAGCAACGCUCGCAUGGAGUUGAUAGAUCUAACAAAAGCAGGGUUCAAGCUAGACUGGUUGAAGGAAAAGCUUGAUGAGAUUUCCUUGGAGCGGAAGAAAGCAAAUGGUGAUGGUUCCUUGAGUUCUUAUGGUUUUCGAGUCCAAGAACUCGAGGAACAAGUUAAGAAUCUCAACCUUAAACUGGACACAGAAAAGGUCAAGUCUGCUAAAGUUUUGUCGCUGGAACAGACGGUGUCGGAUCUCAGAGAUGAGCUGAGCAAGGAAAAAACCAGAUCUACUACUACUACUAAAGACGUGCUUGAGGGAGUUAUUCGCUCUUGGGAAGUAUUGGAUUACCCGGAUCUCAGUAAUGAAGAGGUAGGAUAAGG
Molecule: messenger RNA, 1014 nt
Organism: Brassica oleracea var. oleracea
Lineage: Eukaryota; Viridiplantae; Streptophyta; Magnoliopsida; Brassicales; Brassicaceae
Product: MATH domain and coiled-coil domain-containing protein At2g42470-like
Exons: 4
Coding region: 11-1012 (333 amino acids)
Molecular function (GO): protein binding
Source: RefSeq, a predicted model, not a curated record